Ogataea philodendri is the source of this 2235-nucleotide messenger RNA. RefSeq lists its product as uncharacterized. Gene Ontology annotation, molecular function: clathrin binding. NCBI's taxonomy places the organism in Eukaryota, Fungi, Ascomycota, Pichiomycetes, Pichiales, Pichiaceae. The coding region runs from base 1 to 2235 and encodes 744 amino acids. Gene Ontology annotation, biological process: intracellular protein transport; vesicle-mediated transport. The transcript has a single exon. The record is from RefSeq and is a predicted model, not a curated record. Gene Ontology annotation, cellular component: membrane coat.
AUGAACCGCGCGGAACUUGGGCUGAAAUUCAAGCCUCGCAAGCAAUUUGGCCACCCGGCCCAGCUGCAAGUCAAUGGCCAUAAAUUUCUCAAGAGAUUUAUUUAUUUUUCGCUGGCCAAUUUACUUAUCAUGUCUGUGUCGAAAUUGGAGACGAGACUGCGCAAGCUGUUCAACGUUCCUCGCAAAGGUGAGACCUUUGAGUUCAGAGAAGGAUUGGUGUCGCAGUACGCCUCUGAGCGGAAAGACACCAUCCAGAGAGUCAUUGCGGCAAUGACGGUUGGCAAGGACGUGUCGUCUUUGUUCCCUGACAUUCUCAAGAACAUCGCCACCCACGACCAUGAACAGAAGAAAUUGGUGUAUUUGUAUCUGAUGAACUACGCCAAGACGAACCCAGAGCUCUGUAUUUUGGCGGUCAACACAUUUGUCCAGGACACCGAGGACCCCAACCCUUUGGUGAGGGCAUUAGCUAUCCGGACCAUGGGGUGUAUCAGAGUGGACAAAAUGACAGACUACAUUGAGAUUCCUCUGAAACGGACAUUGAAAGACGACAAUCCAUACGUCCGGAAAACCGCCGCCAUUUGUGUUGCCAAGUUCUUUGACCUCAAUUCCAGGCUGUGUGUUGAGCAAGGGUUUUUGGACGAGCUGAUGGACUUGUUGGACGACUCCAACCAGAUGGUGGUGGCCAACUCCAUAUCUGCCCUGAUAGAGAUCUCCAAGAGCACCAAUUCGAACUUCCUCAAGAUUGACUCCAAGAUCCUCAAGAAACUGCUCAUGACAUUGAACGAGUGCACAGAAUGGGGCCGAAUCUCCAUUCUCACCGCCCUGGCAGACUACAACGCCCAGGAGGUCGCCGAGGUGCAACACAUCAUUGACAGAGUGUCGCCCCAGCUGCAGCACGAGAACCCUGCUGUUGUUCUUAGCGCAGUCAAGGUUAUUAUUAAACAGCUCGACAAGGUGGAAGAAGACCAAAAGGAGUCUUUGCUCAAACGUCUCUCGUCGCCGUUGGUGUCGCUAUUGUCGACACCGCCAGAAAUCCAGUACGUGGCUCUCAGGAACAUCAGAAUCGUGCUCGAAAAGUACCCUGUGGUGCUCGCCAGAGAGCUCCGUGUUUUCUUCAUCAAGUACAACGAUCCAUUAUAUCUCAAGCUGGAAAAGAUCGACAUUCUGGUCAGACUCGCAGACGAGUCGAACGGACUGCUGUUGUUGGCCGAGCUUCGUGAAUACGCGCUGGAGAUCGAGCCAGAGGUGAUCAACAAGUCUGUCAAUGCAAUCGGCCAGCUGGCCAUGAAGAUCCCAAAGGUUUCCAAAAAAGCCAUCGAUGUGUUGUACGAGCUGUUCAUUUCCCGUGCAGACUCGCUCAUCGACCAGCUGGUUGUCGUGUUGCAGAACCUGCUCAGAAGAUACCCUACCGAGUAUCUCACCACCAUCAUCACCAUCAUCGGAGACCUGGAAUUCGACACUCUCAACACAAGUGAUGCCAUUGCGUCGUACGUGUGGAUCAUCGGGGAGUACUCCAGCGAGAUUGCUCAUCUGGAGGACAGACUCACAACUUUGAUGUCCCAGUUCCAGGACUCCGAUCCGGCGGUCCAGUCUGCUCUGCUGACCACUAUCGUGAAAAUCAACCUCACCAAGCCGACUCCCGUCACCCAGAAACUUCUGCAGCAGAUUUUGAACGAGGCUACCAAGGAGGUGGAAAACGCAGACGUCAGAGACAAAGCGUACAUCUACUGGAGAGUGUUGUCCACGGACGACGUCCAAUUGCAAAAGAAGAUCAUCAUGACCAAGCUGCCUGUGCUCGAGUCGACGAUCGACCACUUCCCUCCGCUGCUUCUGAACGAGCUGGUGAACGAGAUCUCGAACUUGGGGUCUGUCUACCACAAGCCUGCCUCCAGCUUCAUCAAGUCCAUUGACGGCGAACUGAUCAACACACAACUGCAGUCCAAGAAAUUGGAGGAGCUCCAGCAGCUUGCAAAGACAGAAAUCGUCAACAACACGGUCAAGGCCGAGAACUUGCUGGACUUUGACGACAACGACGAUUCUCCACAAAACUCUUCGGCAGCCGUCCCAAGCACAGGUAACGUGCUGGACGAGCUGAACGACCUGUUCUCUAACUUCUCGGCGCAAACCCCUCAACAGCAAACAGGCUCCAGCAUGAUCAACAACGCUAUAAAACAAACUGGGCCUGAUCAACCGCAGAAAAAAUCAUCCAAUGAAGACCUUUUGGAUUUAUUCUAA